AUGGGCGAGCUGAGUCUGGUCCAGAUCGCCUUGAUUGUCGCUCACUUUAUCGCGAUUGGCCUGGGAUACGCCCUGCUGAUGGCCGGCGCGCAGAGCGGUGGGCCAUCCGCAGCCGAGGCAGAAGCUGUGAACCGCCACUCGGAGAUCAAGCCGAGUGUUGGCCAGCUGCAGUGGCGGGUUGUCCUCGGCAUGGGUCCGUUUGCUGCCGGAUCUAUUUCCAUUCUCUUUCUCCCCAUCCUUCGCUCGAGGUGGUACACCAUUCUCACAGGCAUCCCGUUUGAGCGCCGCAUCGUCAUCCAUCGCAUCUUUGCCCGCCUCUUUGUUGGCCUCAUGCUCGUCCACGGCGUAGGCGUCCUCGUUCUCUCCGAGUUUGAAGGCCUCGCCUUCCCCUCGCACAAUAGUGCUGGCCUCAUUGCCAUGCUCCUCUUUCUGUUUGUGGCGGCGACCGCGAUCGAGCCCAUCCGCAGGGCCCACUUUGACUUUUUCUUCCGCUCGCACUACGUCUUUAUCGCCGCCCUGGUUGCCACCUUCUUCCACGCCCCGCUCAUCACCAUCCUGGCGUGUGCUCCAGUCUUUGUCUGGGGCUGCGUUGCACUCCUCCGGGUCGCUCUGGUCCUCCGCAACAGGACUACGCUCGUCUCGUGCCGCACCCUGCCCGGCGAUGUGACCGAGCUUGUGCUCGCCCGCGAUGGCUUCCAUGCCGAGCCCGGCCAGUACGUGUUCAUCGGCGAUCCACUGCUUGGCUGGGAGCUGCAUCCAUUCACCGUCUCCAACUACGCGCCGCGGGGCGGGACAGACCUCCGACCGGCCGGCACGAUGCGGUUUCUGAUCAAGGCCGCUGCCCUCGGCCCCAAGCCGCGCGAGUGGACCUCGCAGUUGUACAACGCCGUGGCUGCCUGGGAAGCCACUGGUGCUGCGAGUGACUCGUCGAGCGAGAGCAGUUUCAACUCGCAAGCGGCGCACCUGUCGGGCUCGCAGCGACGGACGCUCGCAGCGCGCGGCGACGCCCCGCUGCACAUGCGGUUCGAGGUCCUGGUCUCGGGCGGCAUUGGCGUGACGCCCAAUGCCGCACUGCUGGAAGCCCUGCUUGCGCCCGAUGGGCCGUACGGGCGGCCGGAUAAGAUUGUUUUCGUCUGGUCCUCCCGAGGCGCCGACCCGUUUGCCACCUGGUUCCCGCACCUCCUCGCUGCCGCCGCAGAUGACGACUCAGUCGAGCUCGAGCUGUACGACACGAGCGUGCACACCAAGAGCGACGACUCACCGUCGCGGCUUCGCUCCCGGCGAAUCCAUCCUGACUCUUCAAGCUCGGCCGGCUCGUCACCGUCGUCCAGCGCCAGCGAGGAGCAGGAGGCACGGCGGCGCGCGACUUCGUCAUCGUCAUCAUCGUCUGAAGACGGCUACAGCUCCGCUGUCUCUGUGUCGACCAGUCUGUGCGACUCGCUGGAUGUCCGCGGCGGUCGGCCGGACAUUGGUAGUCUUCUAGCCGAGCUCCCGGAGCGGGCUGGUGUCUUUGUGUGUGGACCGAUGGCGCUGGUUGACGCCACAGUCGCGGCGUGCAGCGAGUUUGGUCACCACGUUCACACCGAGUCGUUCCUGUUCUGAGUCGAUGUAAAUUGAAAGGCGCAG
Messenger RNA from Thecamonas trahens ATCC 50062, 1626 nucleotides. RefSeq lists its product as uncharacterized. NCBI's taxonomy places the organism in Eukaryota, Apusomonadida, Apusomonadidae. Gene Ontology annotation, molecular function: oxidoreductase activity. The record is from RefSeq and is a predicted model, not a curated record. Gene Ontology annotation, cellular component: plasma membrane. The coding region runs from base 1 to 1602 and encodes 533 amino acids. The transcript has 2 exons.